Messenger RNA from Giardia duodenalis, 765 nucleotides. Its product is annotated as Maf1 regulator. NCBI's taxonomy places the organism in Eukaryota, Fornicata, Diplomonadida, Hexamitidae. Bases 1 to 765 code for a protein of 254 amino acids. Gene Ontology annotation, cellular component: nucleus. The transcript has a single exon. Gene Ontology annotation, molecular function: RNA polymerase III core binding. The record is from RefSeq and is a predicted model, not a curated record. Gene Ontology annotation, biological process: negative regulation of transcription by RNA polymerase III.
AUGCGGUAUAUAGAUGCACCAGAUCUUAAGGUGCUGUCGGAGAGCAUCUCGCGCUUAUCAUGUAAUGGGCUUGUUAUCACAACACGGAUAGAGCUGUAUGGGUUUCGAGUGUCUCAGGCUACGUCUUCUGAACAAGACAGAGACGCAGAAUUUCAAAUACAGAUGGCACGAAGUUAUGGAAGCAGCGUAGAGUCCCAAUCGCCGUUUGGAUCUCUUAACUCUUCGAUUACAUCAGCAUUUACAGAAGAAAAUCUUAACAAUCCAGCUACGCGGCAGAUAUAUUUACAGGUUAUUCGGGCACUUUCUCAGGCAUAUCCUCACUUUGAUUUCACAUUGAUUCAGCCGUCUCGGUUCUUUUGGGUUCCCUAUAGCGUCUGUCAAACAGUAAUUGACAGCACAUUGAUCAGUACUCUGUCAGACUACAGCGCAAUACGUCCGUCGCUGUGGCUCGCACUAACAGAUAUUGCACCUGCCGACGCUUCCUCUGUCUACACGGUAGAUCCUUCGCCUUACUACCCAUUUGAAGACACAGAUGGAGUGUGGAGUCACAACUUCAUAUUCUACUCUGCAGAGCGCUCGACUGUUCUGCUCUUCAUAAUAAAAGCAUCUCCAGCUGAGUCCUGUGAGGAAAACAUGAGCGAGCUGAGCCUCGGAUGUGAUUUCGAUGAGCCAUAUGACGGCGAGAACUUUGAUUCAUAUCAGCACGACAUAAGCCAAAGUGAAGCCGAUGAUUUUUUCACGAAAGCAAAAAUCUUCACCCUAUAG